Aspergillus nomiae NRRL 13137 is the source of this 6180-nucleotide messenger RNA. RefSeq lists its product as uncharacterized. Gene Ontology annotation, biological process: regulation of protein catabolic process; isoprenoid biosynthetic process; ubiquitin-dependent protein catabolic process. Lineage: Eukaryota; Fungi; Ascomycota; Eurotiomycetes; Eurotiales; Aspergillaceae. Gene Ontology annotation, cellular component: proteasome regulatory particle, lid subcomplex; proteasome complex. The transcript is spliced from 9 exons. Gene Ontology annotation, molecular function: enzyme regulator activity; lipid binding. The coding region runs from base 1 to 6180 and encodes 2059 amino acids. The record is from RefSeq and is a predicted model, not a curated record.
AUGCCGGCCGAGAGGCGUUCCUUGAGAUCAAACAGCAAGUCGGAUAGCUCUUCAUCUGCUAACGGUGAAAAGGCACGCUCGGCUUCUCAAAACUCAAGCUCCAAUAAAGACAAGGUCGCGCCCACCCGCGCGACUGCCAGUAAGACCAAAGGCACAAGAGCCGCUUCUUCCAACAACACUUCGAACUCCGGCAUGGGUGAACAGCGGGAUCAGCCACGCACCAACGGCUCGGAGCCGACGGAAAAUGGUUUGAAUGGCUCUGAGGAUGUUGAGAUGGGAGAGGAUACGGCAGGUGCGCCUACAUCCUCAUUCAACGCCAAUAAGGAUCGGAAAGGUGACGAGAAGAUGACUGUUGUAGUGCCCCCUACCAAGGGUUCGAGGUUAUCCGGCGAUAAAGGUCAGGACCAGGAAGGUGAUGUCGCAAUGGAAGGUGCGGAGGGCGAUGAGUCCCAGAAGCCCGAGCCCGAGGUUGAUCCUAGAGCCAAGGCCAUCCAAGACAUCAAGACCAACUUUACCCUUCUCGAGCGAGCCGUCGCCCAUUUCGACCCCAGAUUUACCCUCCGUGUCUUGCGGUCGAUAUCCUCGAUGCGCAAGCAUAUUACAUCUGAUGUGCUGGCAGAAGUCCUUGUCGAGAGCUAUCCCCCCUCGAGUCCGACUGCAUCCUUCUUACUUGAAGCUAUCGGUGAAGCCGGUGCUUUUGAGAACGCGGUUGCUAGUUCCAAGAUGGAUGUCGAAUCGGAGAAGACCAAGUCGAAUUCCAAAGAGAUUUUGCCAGAGAUCGAUACUUAUCUGUCUAUACUUGUUCAGAUCUACCUUUACGACAACAAGGAGAUUCAGCGAGGUGCGAAGUUUUCAACGAGCUUAAUCGAGCGUCUGCGGACCAUCAACCGCCGCACUCUCGAUUCCCUCGCCGCUCGCGUAUAUUUUUAUUACUCCCUCUUCUUUGAGCAGAUUGCUCCUCUCCCCCCGUCUCCUGCAGCCACGGUUACCACGAUUCGCCAGCCAUUGCUUGCAGCUCUCAGGACGGCCGUGCUUCGCAAGGAUGUUGACACCCAAGCUACCGUUAUGACAUUGCUCCUGCGCAACUACCUGUCCACGUCCCAUAUCUCACAAGCAGAUCUACUCAUCUCGCACAACCAUUUCCCGCAGUCCGCAUCGAACAAUCAAAUUGCCCGUGCGCGUGGGUUCUACCAGGCCUCUCAUAAGUUGCUCGUGGUGGUGGAGCUUCUUAUGGGAGACAUCCCCGACCGUGCGAUCUUCCGUCAGCCUGCUCUGGAACGUGCCAUGCACCCUUACUUCUUGCUUGUCCAAGCCGUAAGUGUAGGUGACCUGGAUGGCUUUUUGAGCAUCGUAAAUACGCACAGUACGACAUUCCGCAAGGAUGGCACGUACACCCUCAUUCUGCGCUUGAGGCAAAAUGUUAUCAAGACCGGAAUCCGGAUGAUGUCGUUAUCUUAUUCUCGAAUCUCCCUGCGGGACAUUUGUCUCCGCCUGGGUCUGGAUAGUGAGGAAUCAGCAGAGUACAUCGUCGCUAAGGCGAUCCGGGACGGUGUGAUCGAGGCGACUCUGGACCAUGAGCGAGGAUUUAUGAAGAGUAAGGAAGUUGGAGAUAUCUAUGCGACUAGGGAACCUGGCGAGGCUUUCCACGAGCGCAUCAGAGCUUGCCUGAGUCUCCACGACGAGAGCGUCAAGGCUAUGAGAUUUCCCAUGAACCAGCACCGCCUGGAACUGAAGAGUGCACAGGAGGCCCGGGAACGCGAACGGGAGCUGGCCAAGGAGAUCCAGGAUGGCCGCUGUAUCUGCUUUCAGCGAUCCGUUCCGGCCCGAGCCAAACUCCGUCGGCAGCAGCUCUCAACUGAAAUCUUUGGCCGGCUGAUAUUUGCGGACUUCCUUAACUACGCAGCCUCUCACCCCAACAAGCUGCGCCCUGCUUCGACCUACGCUCUUUCCAGCUUCCAUUCCCCAUUUCGUCUGUUGAGCAUGAAGGCUCGAGCGGUCCCGGCCUCUGGUCUCGUCCUUCCAUCACGAGUCACGCCUUCGACAUCAAUAUGCUGGCAAUGCCUCCGCAAUGACCUUAUUUCGAUCCAAAUAAAUUCGCAGACGCGAGCAUACCAUCCUACCCGCCGGAAAUCUGCUUCUCCGUUUGGCGCCGCCGUCACUGCCGCCCAGACUCUCUUCAAAGGGCUUCCAAAAGCUCCUCCAGGGAUUUCAGUGGAUCCCUUGAGGAUUGUGGGCAAGGAGCUCAAAUUUUUGACGAAGAACAUUCGCCAAUUGCUGGGAUCAGGCCACCCUACGCUGGAUAAGGUGGCCAAAUAUUACACCAAGAGCGAGGGCAAGCACAUGCGUCCGCUUUUGGUGUUGCUUAUGUCCCAAGCAACUGCGCUGACUCCUCGGCACGGUCGAUGGAGCUCUACACCGUCCUAUACUGUGAACGAUCCUAUCAGCUCCCCGUCCGUCCUUGCGGAUACCAACCCUGAUUUAAACCCACUUGUAUCGGCUUCCGUGGAAGGCAAAUACGACUUCUCUGGCGACGAAAAUAUCCUGCCCACUCAACGACGACUCGCCGAAAUCACAGAACUCAUUCAUACCGCAUCGUUAUUGCACGAUGAUGUCAUCGAUAAUGCUGUUACUCGCCGGUCAUCCAGCUCCGCUAAUCUGCAAUUCGGAAACAAGAUGGCCGUGCUAGCGGGUGACUUUCUGUUGGGGCGUGCAUCCGUUGCUCUGGCACGUCUGAGGGACCCUGAAGUCACCGAGCUCCUGGCAACCGUCAUUGCUAAUUUAGUGGAGGGGGAGUUUAUGCAACUGAAGAAUACCGCCUCUGACGAAAAGAAUCCUGUCUUUACGGAUGAGACCAUCUCUUACUACCUGCAGAAAACAUAUCUUAAGACAGCCAGCUUGAUAAGUAAAUCGUGCCGUGCGGCUGCGCUGCUUGGUGAUAGCACCCCUCAGGUCGUCGAAGCUGCGUAUGCCUAUGGGCGCAACCUGGGACUGGCGUUUCAGCUAGUGGAUGACAUGCUGGACUACACCGUUAGUGAUGCUGAGUUGGGCAAGCCAUCAGGAGCGGACUUGGAGCUGGGUCUGGCGACUGCCCCGCUUCUGUUCGCUUGGAAGCAGAACCCUGAGCUGGGACCGCUAGUUGGCCGGAAGUUCAGUCAGGAAGGCGAUGUUCAACGGGCCCGUGACCUUGUUUAUCAAAGUAACGGUGUCGAAAAGACUCGUGAUUUAGCUCAGGAGUAUGCUGAUAAGGCCAAGGCCGCUAUUAGCAGCUUCCCGGACAGCGAAGCCAAAGAUGGCCUCCUUCAAAUGUGUGAGAAGACGAUGAAUCGGAGGAAUUCUACUGGUCAAGGCUUGGUCUGGUUCGGUGCCUCCACAGCUUCUCCGUUUCCGUCAUAUCCUCAUGAUGGACCUUUCGAUGUUACUAUUUUGAUUGACCGGCUCCUAAUGGGUUCCCUCGGCAGCUUCCUCUUUGUAUACAUCCUCGGCGGACUGACUUUCAUUCCACUGGUCCUGUCGUUAGUCCUUCUGCAUGCUUAUUUUACCCUCCCGUCGCCUCCGCCAGUCGAGCACAGAUGCGAACUGGCCAAGGAUCCUCUGCGGCGCCCCGGGGACGACCAAUACAGCCUGAAAUCCGGCACGGAUGAGCUAGCAGAAAAGUUCCAUCGUACGCACGAGUCGGAUGUUGCGGCUGGCUAUUUUGCCGUAUGUCGCGAAUAUGUGCCCGGUGGAGUCAAUGGAAAACCACCCGAGAGAACCACGCCGGCGGGCGAGGUGAUCGCCGCGGAGAGCCCAAGCGUCUACCAGACGAUGUAUAGAAGCUUGUUUGAUCGGAAGCAAACGCCAACGAUUGAGCCAGCCAAGAAUAAUGGGAAAAGCGGCAAGAGGGCACGCAAUGUAUUUUAUAUUGUCCUGCGACAUGGUCAUUUGAUGCUUUACGACGAUGCUAACCAGGUUGAGGUGCGAUAUGUUAUCUCCCUCGCGCACCAUGACGUAAAUAUCUGUGGUGGUGAAGGGGAAAUCCAGGAAGGCGAGCUGUGGCUGAAGAGAAAUGCUAUCUGUCUUUCACGACGACUGGAGUCUCUCGCAGAUUUAGGGGGACCAACGCCCCCAUUCUUUCUUUUCUCGGAAAAUCUGUCCGAAAAGGAAGACUUCUAUUUUGCUAUGCUCCAGAACCAAUCCAGGAUGCGGAACUCGCCCGACUCCCCUCCCAAGCAUCAGCCUUUCGAUGUUAAGCAUAUCGUCACCCUUGUUCAACGAUUGCAUUCAUCCGAAGAACAGCUGCAGACGCGGUGGAUCAAUGCGGUCCUUGGGAGGUUGUUUCUUGCCAUGUAUAGAACGCCGGAGAUGGAGGAAUUUAUCCGAAAAAAGAUCACCAAGAAAAUCUCUCGGGUUAACAAGCCGAACUUCAUCAGUAAAAUUGGCCUACAAAGGAUUGAUAUGGGCGAAGGGGCACCAUUUAUCAUCAACCCAAGGCUCAAAGAUCUAACUGUUGACGGGAAUUGCUGUGUAGAGACAGACGUUCAGUAUACUGGCAACUUUCGAGUGGAGAUUUCGGCCACAGUGCGCAUUGACCUUGGACCUCGUUUCAAGGCUAGGGAAGUAGACAUUGUUCUUGCUGUGGUGUUGAAAAAACUCCAUGGCCAUCUGUUGAUACGGUUCAAGCCUCCUCCGAGCAAUCGAGCCUGGAUCUCCUUCGAAACGAUGCCAAGCAUGGACAUGGAUAUUCAACCCAUUGUCAGUUCAAAGCAGAUCACAUACGGUAUUAUCCUACGCACUAUUGAAAGUCGGAUAAGAGAGGUUGUCGCAGAAAGCGUGGUUCAGCCAUUUUGGGAUGAUAUCCCCUUCUUAGACACCGCCACCCAGCGUUUCCGUGGAGGAAUCUGGCAACGAGAAAUCCCGACGCCGGAUACGAAGGUCGACAUACCAGACGAAAGUGGUGCUCAACCCCAGACAACAGGAGCGGAGAAAGGAGAUUUUGUUGAUAUGCUAAAAACGAAAGACGAACGUACAAUGAGCGCGCCUGUGCUUUCUGAGUCUAUACCUAUCACGAUGAAAUCACGCAAGGGCUCGAAAGGAGAGCUCGAAAGGAAUAACUCAAGCGCGUCAUACACUGCUAGUGAGAAAUUCGGCAGUUCACCACCGCGGGCCAUUCGAUCCCAGACGUUCUCCAACGCUGCUGACCCCGUGCUUACAGCAGAUAAUGCAAAGAUCGACAAAGUCGUGUAUGACGGCAAAGACGCGGAAAAGAGCAGUGCUGCUAGUGCCAUGAUUGAAAUAUCAAACCGCUCUCCACCCGGGUCACCGAACAGAUCACCCAAUGGCUCGCCGCCUACCGACAGUCAUAUGCCCCAAGACAAUGCGUCUCAGAGCCGAGAUCCAUCCAUAGUAGAUUCUAUUGAGAGUGUUGGGGAAUUUAGCACCGACUCUUCUGUUCGCCCUUCUGCUGUUCAUAAAACGAGUAGUUCGUCUCUUCGAAGUAUGGCUGCCAGUUCCACCGCCUCACUGAAUGGCAACAAACCCAGACGAAGCACACUCGAAACUCUGGCACGUUCAGUGACUUCUUCCACUGCCGCGGAAAAGUCUCAGGUCUCUCUCUCAUUGGGCACAGCAACUUCUGUUGCGAAGAGAUGGGGCUGGAAUAUGUUCGGAAAGGGGGAGCAUAGCGUUACUCACGAGUCGUCCCGACCUGCAGGUACACCAGAGGAGCCGAUAGGCCGAGGACAUCCUCUUCCGCCCCCAGGCACCCCAUUGCCACGCCCCGAAUCGUUUGCUUUCAAGAGGAACACUGUUCCUGUAACCAAACGGAAACCUGUCCCGCAUAAUGCGUCUCCUGAGCUGCAGCCCAAAGGAGACGACAAGAGGCGUGUCUCAAAACCACCUCUGCCCAGAAGAAAGCCUAUCUUCAGCUCAGGGGACUCGGAGAAUCUUCCGGAUGAGCUACUGGUUGUCGAAGCCCCUUACGACUCAGGCCCAAAUAGUCCGGUCGUUGAUGUCGCCCCGGACAAAGCUUUGCCGGGGCCCAGUACACAGCGGGACUCACCCCCGUCCAAUGUGGUUACGAAAAGGUCUAGUGAUCUUUGGGAGAAAGCAAAUGGACAUGACCGAUCCUCCCUGGUCGAGGGAACCGAGGCUGACAAACACGGAAUGGCAAUCUUAUCAGCAACCGACGGCAUUAUUCCGUGA